This is a messenger RNA of Coprinopsis cinerea okayama7#130, 1378 nucleotides long. RefSeq lists its product as hypothetical. The transcript has a single exon. The coding region runs from base 1 to 750 and encodes 249 amino acids. Lineage: Eukaryota; Fungi; Basidiomycota; Agaricomycetes; Agaricales; Psathyrellaceae. The record is from RefSeq and is a predicted model, not a curated record.
AUGCCAGGACUGUGGAAGAAAGUCCGAUUCUCCAAGACCAACACGGUGGUUUCCCCUCCGACACCAGCACUAACCGCUGGCUCGCUAUCACCAGCGUCAUCCGCAGCGCUUAUCACGCCUCCUGAUUAUCCAGUCCCCCUACCCUCCACUGCGUCUCGCCCGGGCCCAAUGCCCUACUACUACCAACCAUUCUCCUCCUCCACUCCCUCCUCCUCCAAGAAAUCCUCGUCAACUCGGCCUUCCCGGUCGCACACAAUCUCGGCGCCAACAGUCCGCGCACACCGCUACUUGGAGGCGUCGAGUCGGCCUGCGAUCCAUUUCGACCUCCAGGAUCACCCUUCGACGGCGUCGCGGCACCAGCACCACCUCUCCCCCGACGCGCUCGACGAGCCCGCCACCACGCCCCCACUGAAAUCCCUGACGCUCAAGUCGGAGAUCUUGCCAUGGCACAUCCGGAUUCUCCCCUCCCACCGCCGGUCCUACGUGACCGUCGGCGACGUCCUCGACCAGCUCUACAGUACCCUCCGGUCCAAUCUCACGCAGAUGGAUUAUGAUGCGCUGCAUUCGUCUGAGAAGGCGGCUGCGAUUCGGGCGUAUGAGCAGAGGUAUAGACGGUUUAGGAGUCGGAGUGAGUAUUCGAGGGAGAAGGCGGGUGGGAUGAAGAGGGUGGAUUUGUUGAUGGGUCAUACGAGGUUUAUGGGUCUUUCGAGGACCAAGGCGUAUGAUGUGUGGAUUUUGAAUACCGGUUGAAGACUCGAGACUCAAGACUCAGAGCCGGGUUCGAUUUCUGCUGCGGCUUUCCUACUACUACCGAUGUUUCGUCGGUAUGCGUUUGGGUUGGGAUUCCAUUCUCUAUCCUCUAUGCCUUGCAGGGGAUUUCGUUGUGGUACUGCUCUCCGAUGCGAUGCCAGUGCCGCCGACUCCCUGCUCCUUUCCCCUUUCUGAGGGUUGCAUUCUUCUCGGAUCAUGGACGCUUUCUGUGAUCCAUUAUGAUCGUUCUCGCACGGCUUCGUCUCGGUGCUUCGUUUCUUUCAGUACUACUGUACCUCUUCCUUCCGCUUCUGUGUACUGUGGGGCCGAUGAAGCUUUCAUGUUCCGGUCAGAAGUCUGUGGGUCCUCUAGUAGGAACCAUGGGCAAUCGGGACUUCCUUCCUUUCUGCUGUUUUGUUGUUUUGUUUAUCGUUAUUCUUUGUGUUAUUGUGGAUUCGGACGUUUUGGUACAUAAUGUACUUUUAGUUAAUCGUCAUCGAGUCGAUGUAGUUACUAUACCCUCGGGCAUUAGCCUGCCCUUCAGCACGACCCUGCACGAGCGGGCACCUUUUACUUACUUUACUGUACUUAUUCAUCCGAUAUACCCUUUCACGGACUCACGAUGUAA